Doryrhamphus excisus (bluestripe pipefish) is the source of this 2286-nucleotide messenger RNA. NCBI's taxonomy places the organism in Eukaryota, Metazoa, Chordata, Actinopteri, Syngnathiformes, Syngnathidae. The record is from RefSeq and is a predicted model, not a curated record.
CGCUGAGUCGCUGCCCCCCUCGGCCUUCUUGCUUGGCUGGAUGAGCCUCUCUACGGCAGCACAGCUGUGCACGGCGCCGUCAUACAAGGUGUCCCCCGCGGACUUGGCGAUGACUGCGGCCCGCUCUGGGUAGUACAUGGAAGCAGUGGCCGCCAUCAGACCAGUCGGGUAGAUGAGCUUCUUUACCCGGGAGCGUCUUGCGAAAAGCAGCCCUAGGACCCCGGUGAAGCCGAUUAUGCCAACCCGGGCCAAGACGUCCCCCGGCGGGUCUUUGAGAAACGUGACAGUGUCACGUCCAAACUGGACCGCACUUUGAAUCUUCGGUUCGAGUUGACCGUAAGUGGAACGACACCAAGCCGCGUACGGCUCCACCGCUUUACGGAGGGUGGCGACACUUCGCUCCAGUUGACCCGCUUCCGGUUCCUCGGACGCGGCUUUCUCUUGAAGUGGAGCGCGGUACAGAGAGAGAUCAUCCCGUUUGAGAGGCGCUGACUGCUUCUUUAAGUCACCGCCAGCGGCCAUGACGGUAGCUGGCCACAAGUUAAGGUUUUCCUGUGACGUCACCGGUUACUACGGCAACCACGGCGUCUCCAACUCAACGCGUCAACAGCAACAAACAUUCAGGCGCUGUCUGCUUUGCUUUCCAAUCAACAAGAAGAAGAUGAUGAUGACUAUACAAAUGUGUCUCCUUAUGCAAAGAUGGGUCCAGGAAACAUUGGCCCCCCGCCCAAAAAGGACAAAGAAGUGCUGCCUGUGUACGUGAAGAAGAACAGCAAAGAUGUGUGGAGCGAGGAGGAAGUGGCCGAGGGCCCCCUGUAUGACGAUGUCACAGACCCACGGCCACAGCCCGAAUAUGAAAUCCUACUCCAGCAGAGUGUAGGGACAGAAGAUGUUUUUUUGGGCCUCAGCAGGAAGGACCCAUCCUCCAUGUGCUGUGAAGCUAUGCUGGUGAAAAUCAAACUUCCAGACAGCAAAGCAUCAGACGUGACUCUGGAUGUUAAAGAAAAGUUCCUUGACCUGCGGACACCAAAGUACAAACUGGGCCUCCAUCUCCCACACCCGGUCUUCCACCAGGAGGGCAAGGCCCAGUUCUUCAGCGAGAGGGAGGAACUACAAGUGACUCUUCUCAUGAAUCGACCCCUAGAUGCCGUCAACAUGCAGUAAGACAGAACAACUGCGGCCCCAAAGAACAUGACUGGAUGGGGGUUCUGUUACACGCCACUGCUUCCCCGGAUUAAAGAAAGUAUUAUUAUGUAGUACUUAUUGGUCCAAUAUUGACUUGAUGCAACCUUUAUUCUAAUAAUUCUAAGAAUUGUUUUUUCAUGUUUUCUAUUCAUGUCGAGAUGAUUUCUUGCUUACCUUGGCACAUGAAGCCAAGGUGUGGAUGAUUGUUUGUCUACACUAUGUGCCCUGCAACUGGCUGGCACCCACUCCAGGUUAUACCAUGCCUCUCGCCCAUAGUCAAACUGGGAUAGGCUCCAGCAUACUCUGCAAUCGCAACUCUGCUGCUUUUAGAUCAUUCAUUCAUUUUCUACUGCUUUUCCUCACGAGGGUCACGGGGGUGCUGGAGCCUAUCCCAGCUGUCAACAUUCAGUAUUUCAUAUAUAUGCUGUAUAUUUUAUCUCACACUUUGUAGAUUAAUUGAUCUCAGAUUCAUUAUUAAUCUCAGAUUAAUUAAUCUAAUUAAUUAAUUUGUAGUACAUAAUAUUUUCCAAGAGACAAAACAAGUUAGCAUUCAAUGCAUCACACAUGAAGAUACAUUCAUUGAUUCAUUCAUUUUCUACCGCUUAUCCUCACGAGGGUCGCGGGGUGCUGGAGCCUAUCCCAGCGGUCUUCGGGCGAGAGGCGGGGUACACCCUGGACUGGUGGCCAGCCAAUCACAGGGCACAUAUAGACAAACAACCAUUCACACUCACAUUCAUACCUAUGGACAAUUUGGAGUCGCUAAUUAACCUAGCAUGAUUAUGGAAUGUGGUAGGGUGGAAUUGAACCAUGGUCUCCUAGCUGUGAGGUCUGCGCGCUAACCACUAGAUCACCGUGCAGCCGCUUUUAGAUAAUUGUUGUAAAAAAAAGAUCCUUUAUGACAGGAGCACUGUGCUGUUUUUAGGUACCUACUACAAAAUAGAUCAAAGAUUGGCUAUACAGGAGCGCUCAUGAGUCUGUUGCAAAAAUACUCGCUCCAAAGAAGUGAAGUGAAAUGAAACAUUGUAAAUGCAUAUUUUUGCUAUGCAAGAUUUUCCAUGCAAAGUUAUUUUGUUUAUCAACUUGCUACUAUAAACAAUACUA